This is a messenger RNA of Polypterus senegalus (gray bichir), 684 nucleotides long. RefSeq names its product natterin-3-like. The transcript is spliced from 3 exons. Bases 1 to 684 code for a protein of 227 amino acids. The record is from RefSeq and is a predicted model, not a curated record. Lineage: Eukaryota; Metazoa; Chordata; Cladistia; Polypteriformes; Polypteridae.
AUGUCGAGUCAGUUGAGAUCACUUGAUUCUCCUUCUGUAGUUGGUAACACCGUUAGCCUGCAGUGGGUCCACUUCAAUGGUUCUGUUCCCAGUGGCACAGUAUCCAUCUUGAAUGAUUAUGCUUCACGCACCGACUUUGUCUGUAAAGCCCACUGUGAACCCGGAUUCUAUAACUCGUCCAUCAAGUCCUGUGAAGAUUACAAUGCCGUUGUUGGUAAAAACAGUUACGGCUUAGGUAUGGUGGUCCCAAAGCAUAGCGCCUUCUUUCUGCCAUGGGAGGGUAAGGAGUAUUAUUACAAGUAUUAUGAUGUCCUCUCCAUCAACACAGGCUCUUACAGUCAGAAAAUCUCUAAUGACAUCUAUGAUACUAAUCAGGCAAACCUCCUUGAACAACCUCCUGAAGUGCUGAAUAUGUCAUCAUUGGACAACUAUGAGUGCCAGAGCAUAAAAAGAACUGUCACUUUAAAGGCAACAACCAUGAGUGAAAGAUGCUGCAACAUCCAGCAUUCAGCCUUGUCUGAAGUCUUUAUUAACGUCACUGCUGGAAUCCCUGUGGAGACCCUGGUUCUAAAAGAACAGACCACCGUUGUGGGCAAAUAUCAGGGAGAGGAGAUCAGCGAGGUGAAAGUCGUGGUGGAGCUCUGCGAGCAAAUCCCCAAUGCUCAACCCUGUCCAUCUGCGUGA